This is a messenger RNA of Pistacia vera, 851 nucleotides long. Its product is annotated as acyl-coenzyme A thioesterase 13. Bases 81 to 560 code for a protein of 159 amino acids. The record is from RefSeq and is a predicted model, not a curated record. NCBI's taxonomy places the organism in Eukaryota, Viridiplantae, Streptophyta, Magnoliopsida, Sapindales, Anacardiaceae. Gene Ontology annotation, molecular function: fatty acyl-CoA hydrolase activity. The transcript is spliced from 3 exons.
UUCCACGAAAAUUGGGGAAGAAAAAACAAAGGAGAAACGCAGUAGUUGAUUUUUGAGAGUCUGACCCACAAGAAGAGCAAAUGGAUUUGGAGUCAGUGAAGAGAUAUUUGGAGAAAGGAGGAGGAGAAGAAGAAGAUGAGAAGAAGCAAGGAUCAACAAUUGAUGGAUUGCCUCUGAGAUACUUUGAACGUUUUAUAAUGCAAGGUCUUCAAGUUGAUCUAAUUGAACCUGGUCGUGUCGUUUGCUCCAUGAAAGUCCCUUCUCGUUUACUGAAUGGUGGUAAUUUCUUGCAUGGUGGGGCCACUGCCACGCUGGUGGACUUGGUUGGCUCGGCUGUAAUAUUCACUACUGGAGCUCCAUUAACAGGAGUUUCAGUUGAGAUUAAUGUUUCAUACUUGGAUGCUGCCUAUCUUGAUGAGGAGAUUGAGAUUGAGGCCAAGACUUUACGUGUCGGGAAGGCUGUUGGUGUCAUCAGUGUUGAGAUUAGGAAGAAAAAAACUGGGAAAAUUAUUGCUCAGGGACGGCAUACUAAAUACCUUGCUAUGACCAGUAAAAUGUGAACUCCCUAUAAAUUUCAGCUUACCUGCAUAUUUGGAACCAUCUUCCACUUGGAAUUCCUACAUUUUCAUAUAUUAUCCGCUAAUAAAUGUUCUUAUAGUAUAAUAUAUGUACUGUAUACAUGUUCUUGUAAGAGACGGUGAGGACAAAACAUUUUAGUUAAGAUUUCUGUCAGAUUGACUGAUGGUAGUUUAUAUCAGUUGUUCUGCCGAAUAUCUAUAAUGUUGAACUACGGUGAACAAAUUGUUCUUUAAAUUGGAGAAAUCCUUAUGCCUGAAUAUGUUUUUGAUUAA